UGGUAGAGCAAAGCCAGCCUAGGAUGUCUCCGCUGGCUGGAGUCACCCCCCAAGUGCAGCAUGGAGGCCAGAGACGGGUCUCGCCAGAGGCCGGUUCAGAAGAAGAAGACCGUGUCCUUCAGCACCAUGCCCCACGACCGGAAGAUCAACAGCACGGCGGCCUGCAUCUCCUUCAUGCUGCAGGGCUGCGAGAUGAAGAAAGUUCGCUCCAACUCCCGCAUGUACAGCCGCUUCUUCCUGCUGGCCCCUGACAUGCGCUGCCUGCGGUGGGAGCCCUCCAAGAAGGACUCGGAGAAGGCCAAGAUUGAGAUCGAGCUGGUCAAGGAGGUGCGGGUGGGGAAGAAAACGCCCGUGCUGCGCAGCAACGGCCUCUCCGACCAGUUCCCGGACGAGUGCGCCUUCUCCAUCAUCCACGGCGACAACUACGAAUCCCUGGACCUGGUGGCCAGCUCGGCUGAUGUAGUGAACGCCUGGGUGAUGGGCCUGAGGUACCUGGUGUCCUACGGGAAGCACACGCCGGAGGCGCCCGAGGCCGGCCAUCCCAGCCUCCGGACCUCCUGGAUCUCCUCGGUCUUCAAGGUGGCGGACCUGGAGAAAGUGGGCCGGAUCCCCGUGGCCCGGGCUGUGCAGCUCAUCAAGGCGCUGAACCCGGGCAUGAAGGACUCCACCAUCGAGCUGAAGUUCAAGGAGCUGCAGAAGGCCGGUGAGCAGCCAGGGAGUGACGUGGCCUGCGACCUGUUUGUGGAGGCCUAUGUCGACCUCUGCACCAGGCCCGAGAUCUUUUUCCUCCUGGUCCAGUUCUCCAGCGACAAGGAGUCGCUGGGCCUGAAGGACCUACUGACGUUCUUGGAGGUGGAGCAGGGCAUGGAAGGGGUGACCGAGGAGACGUGCCUGGAGAUCGUUGGCAAAUACGAGCCCUCCAGCGAGGGCCGGGAGAAGGGCUACCUGGCCAUUGACGGGUUCACCCGCUACCUGCUCUCCCCCGACUGCUCCAUCUUCGACCCGCAGCACCGUCGGGUGUGCCAGGACAUGACGCAGCCCCUGUCCCACUACUUCAUCAGCUCGGCCCACAGCGCCUGCCUGCGGGAGGACAGCUCCUGGGGCAGCGCGGGCCUCGGCGGCUACGUCACGGCCCUGCGCAUGGGCUGCCGCAGCCUGGAGCUGGUGGUGUGGGAUGGCCCGGACGGCGAGCCCCUGGUCUCCGGGGGCCGUUCGGCCGCCUCCCGCGUGGCCUGUCGCAGCGUGGUGGGCGUGAUCGACCGGUAUGCCUUUGAGGCCUCCGAAUACCCUCUCAUCCUGUGCCUGGCCGUGCGCUGCUCGCCCGCCCAGCAGCGGUUGAUGGCGCAGUGCCUGAGGAAAACCCUGGGUGCCAAGCUGUACCUGGACCCCCCCGCCCCCGAGGAGGCCUAUCUGCCCUCCCCGGAGACACUCAAGGCCAGGGUCCUCAUCAAAGGCAGGAAGCUGCCGCCCAGCUGCCACGAGAGUGAGGGGGAGGUGACGGAUGAGGAUGAGGGCCCGGAGCCAUGGCAGCGCCCGGUCACGGCUGACGGGCAGCCACUCGCGGGGGGCGGGCGGCGCAGGCUGCGGCUGAGCAGGGAGCUGUCGGAGCUCGUCAGCCUGUGCCAGGCGGUGCCCUUCCAGGACUUCGAGGCCUCGCGGCACGGGCAGCGCUACUGGGAGGUUUGCUCCUUCAGCGAGGUGGAGGCCGGGCGCUUCGCCAGCGAGUGCCCCGCCGAGCUGGUGAGCUACAACAAGCGGUUCCUGUCCCGGGUCUACCCCAGCCCGCUGCGCAUCGACGCCAGCAACAUGAACCCGCAGGACUUCUGGAAGUGCGGCUGCCAGAUGGUGGCCAUGAACUUCCAGACGCCAGGGCUCAUGAUGGACCUGAAUGCAGGCUGGUUCCGCCAGAACGGGGCCUGCGGGUACGUGCUGCGCCCCGCCGUAAUGCGGGAGGAGGUCUCCUACUUCAGCGCCAACGCCAAGGACUCGCUGCCCGGUGUGCCGGCCCAGCUGCUGCAGCUCCGGGUGAUCAGCGGGCAGAACCUGCCCAAGCCCCGGGGCUCGGGCGCCAAGGGCGACGUGGUGGAGCCCUACGUCUGCGCUGAGAUUCACGGCAUCCCAGCAGACUGCGCCGAGCAGCGCACCAAGACGGCACUGCAGAGCGGGGACAACCCUGUCUUCGAGGAGAGCCUGGAGUUCCAGGUGAACCUGCCCGAGCUGGCCCUGCUGCGCCUGGUCGUGCUGGACGACGACUACAUCGGGGACGAGUUCAUCGCCCAGUACACCAUCCCCUUCGAGUGCCUGCAGAGCGGCUACCGCCAUGUGCCCCUGCGGUCCCUGGCCGGAGACCUGCUGCCCCACGCCACCCUCUUCCUGCACGUGGCCAUUGCCAACCGGCCCGGCGGGGGCAAGGGGCCGCGGCGGGGGCGUGCCGGGCGCAGGGGCCGGCGGCUGCGGGAAUAUGCCUCCGCCAAGACCACCGGCAUCAAGGCCAUCGACGAGGUGUUCCGCACAGCCAGCCAGCCGCUGCGCGAGGCCACCGACCUGCGGGAGAACAUGCAGGUACCACGCCAGGCUGGGGGCAGUGUCACGGCUGUGCCAGUACCCGGGGGGCGGGGGGGGCAGUUCUGCAGGCGACUCCCAGGCUCCUCGCUCAGCACAGGGUUGGGGACGGGGGCGGCCUUGGCUGCUCCCUCCCCCACUGGCGCCCGAGGCCAUUCCCUUCUCCCCGGCACGGAGGGCGCCAGGAAACAGCCGGAAGCUGCUGGCUCGGGCGUGGGAGGCCAGCGAGUCUGUGAGAAAGGCUCCUGCUGGGGCCGCUGCACCUUGUCCCCCCCCACGCAGAGCCCCCCCCAGCAGCACGGCCUGGGCAGACCCCACUGGGCCAGUGGCACCAUCUGCCCAGCCAAGGGCUCAGAUCAGGCAUGGUGCCACCCCUGGGGCGACUCCUCACUAAGUGGCUCAGCCCUGGAGCUUGCCCGCCCGCCUGCUCCCUGGGGCACAGGCCCCCCAGCCACCAUCCCAUGGUGCUGCCAUUGCAGUUCCUGGCAGUCAGAGCCCGGGUCUCCCACGUGCACCCCGUCCCUGCCUGCAGGGUGCUGCCCACCCCAUGCCCACGGGAACCUGCUGCUGCUCCCCGCAGGGGUGGUGACAGCUGCCACCUGGGCCCUGCGGCUGGCUGGGAUCACGCCUGUCCCAGCCUUUGGACCCACUGAGCCGGGCGUCGGACGUCCCUGGGCUCUGGGACUGCUCCGACUUGCACUGUGGCUGCACCGGUGCCCUAGGGGGAUGGAUUUCCACAAGGAGCUGCACCGCCUCGAGGCCAAGGAGGGGCUGAAGGGCAGGAAGCUGCAGAAGGCCCUGGAGAGCUUUGCCUGGAACAUCACGGUGCUGAAGGGCCAGGCAGAUCUCCUGAAGCAGGCCAAGGCGGAAGCUCUGGACAACCUGUGGCAGAUCCACAACGCGGGACAGUCGUGUGGCAUCGGAAGGAACGGCUCUGCCUCCCCCGACCUUGGCCGGGCCCGGACCCCCCUGGAGCCCAUCUCUGAGACAGAAGGAGGCAGCGACACCGGGUCCUGCUGACCGCGGGGCAGGGCAUGGGGGCCAGGACUGAGCCCGCGGCUCCUCCAUCGCCCGGAGCCCCCAGCGCCCCUGCCACGCACCCAGGAUUGUACGGCCCCAGGCUCCAGAACUCCUGGACCAUUGGCUGUGUGUGUGGAAAACAGGAGCCCGGCCAGGGGGUGGGGGGGCUGCACGGGCCGUCCCAGGGCAAUCCAGACUGGUGAUUCGGGUGGGGGCAGGGUUAUCACUCUGCCUGGCCCUGGGCUGCGCCCUCGGGCUGGGCUGAGGGGGUUGUUUCAGGCAGGGAUUGGGCUUGGGAAUUUGGGACCUGCAGGAACCUACUGUGGGACGAGGUGCUGGGAGUGAGAGAGGGGCCAGGUCGGCUCCAGCCUGUCUCUCACCAUCAUACUGGUGCCCUGAGCCCCCAGAGCCUCCCCACAGCCCGGGUCCUGCUCGGACUGCGCUUGCUGAAGGAGCAUCUCUGUCCUGCUGUAUGUGGCUGGGCCGGGGUGUGUGUGUGUGUUGUGUAUUGUGGGGGGCUGCUGUACUCUGAGAGGUUAGGUUGAUGUAGCUGCAAUGCUCAGCUGUGAAAAAUCCCCUGCCCCCCAGGGCUGCAGCUGCCCCCCUCCCCCCCGCAGUGCAGAUGCAGUGGGUUGGUACCGUCGUGUGGGGAGUUGGUGUCGUCCCGCGAUGGUACCCCCGGCGGAGGGCAUCGGCUGCAUCUGCCCUGCGGGGUGAGGCCAGCGCGUUACAGAGAGUCGCAGGGCCCCCUGAACGUUCCUGGAUGGGGCUCCGGGGCCAGGAAGCCAGCAGCUGUGCCCUGGCUCGUGGGCUGCCUCUCCAGUCCCACCUGGGGGUCAGGGCCCAGGGCCGAGCUGGUGAGUGCAGCCUGGAGCAGGGGCCUGGCCGUGGGGCUGGGCAGGGGGUCAGGCGUAGUCCCAAGGGUCCUGCUGGCAGGGUGGAGUCCCAGGGCAAUAGGGGGCUGCCUGGCCCAGCGAGAUCCCCAGAAACCAGCCCUGGGCUGGGUGGGGUUUUUGCCCAGGCAGCAGGAGCUGGGAGCAGCCCCCUGCCCACCACUGUGUGGUCAGAGCAGGGUGGAAGCUGCUGCGUUAUAAAGAGCAAACCCCAAGCUGG
This is a messenger RNA of Chelonoidis abingdonii (Abingdon island giant tortoise), 4695 nucleotides long. NCBI's taxonomy places the organism in Eukaryota, Metazoa, Chordata, Testudines, Testudinidae. The record is from RefSeq and is a predicted model, not a curated record.